Sphaeramia orbicularis (orbiculate cardinalfish) is the source of this 535-nucleotide messenger RNA. Its product is annotated as zinc finger BED domain-containing protein 4-like. The record is from RefSeq and is a predicted model, not a curated record. The transcript is spliced from 2 exons. Gene Ontology annotation, molecular function: protein dimerization activity. Lineage: Eukaryota; Metazoa; Chordata; Actinopteri; Kurtiformes; Apogonidae. Bases 23 to 535 code for a protein of 170 amino acids.
UAACCUUUGUGAAAAGUUUGCAAUGUUGGAGAAGGUCACGCCACUCUCAAUGGCAACCUUAUUAGACCCUAGAUUCAAAGAGCUGGGGUUCUGCAGCCAAGGCUCUGCUCAAACUGCUGUAGAUAGGCUGACCAGAGAGUGUGCUGCAACAAUGCAGGUGGAACUUCCAGCUCAGGCACAGCCACAGUCACCACCUAGAGCAGGCCCUUCAGGUCCACUGGAGGAUGGUGGUCUCUGGGCCCUGCUGGACAGGCAUGUGGGUGCUCAACAGCAGGUGACCAGCUCAACUGCCAGUGCUACAGUGGAGGUUCAGAGGUACUUGAAGGAACCCCACAUUCCAAGAACAGAGGACCCACUGAAGUACUGGGUCACCCACAAGGUGUUAUACCCCCACCUUUACAACCUGGCGAUUAACUUUUUGUGCACACCAGCUUCCUCCAUGCCCUGUGAGAGGAUUUUCUCCAAGGCUGGCGAAGUCGUCAGCCAAAGACGAAACAGGCUGAAACCCAGCACAGUUGAAAAAAUCCUGUUUUAA